Molecule: messenger RNA, 1559 nt
Organism: Gaeumannomyces tritici R3-111a-1
Lineage: Eukaryota; Fungi; Ascomycota; Sordariomycetes; Magnaporthales; Magnaporthaceae
Exons: 5
Coding region: 135-1313 (392 amino acids)
Biological process (GO): epoxide metabolic process
Molecular function (GO): epoxide hydrolase activity
Source: RefSeq, a predicted model, not a curated record
GGACUAUAUUAGAGGAGACAUUCGCUGAAUAUUCUCGUCCGGUUUUGUGUUAAUCUGAUACCCAUAAACAAUCUCAAAAGGCUGUUUUGCGAAUAUCAACAGCUUUUCCAACAACCCGUGCCCUAUGCGACAAGAUGGCCGAGGCAGUGACACCAUUCAAGGUCCAAAUCCCGGACUCAGAGCUAGAACUCCUCCGCAAAAAGCUGGAGCUCGCCCGGCUGCCCGACUAUGAGGGCUGCGAAUGGGGCGAGGAGGCCGAGGGCGGCGUGACGUCGGGCCUGAUGCGCGAGACGGUCGACCACUGGCGGACAAAGUACGACUGGCGGGCUGCGGAAGCGCGCAUGAACGAGAUGCCGCAGUAUAAAACGAGCAUCCCGAUCGACGGCUUCGACGCCGUCAACGUCCACUUUGUCCACGCCAAGCCGGCGGACCCCGCGGCGGCCGCGGGCCCUCCCACGCCGCUGCUGUUCCUCCACGGCUGGCCCGGGUCCUUCAUCGAGGUCCAGGAGAUGCUGCCGCGGCUGCUCGCCGCGGGCUUCCACGUCGUGGCGCCGAGCCUCGCCGGAUUCGGCUUCUCGGGCUACCCGCGGCAGGCCGGGUUCCAAUUGACGCACCAGGCCGAGAUGAUGAACCGGCUGAUGGCGCGGCUGGGCUACGGUUCGUACCUGGUCCAGGGCGGCGACUGGGGCUCCCUCCUGGGGCGGAUCAUGGCCGUGCGCUACCCGAAGCACGUCAAGGCUCUGCAUCUCAACAUGAUUUUCUCGUCGGGCCCGAACGGGCAGAAGUGGCCGCCGGCCGACGAGGAGCUCACGCCGAGAGAGCAGAGAUGCGUGGACCGGGCCAAGUUCUUUCAAACCAAAAACUCAGCGUACCAAGCGCUUCAGGCAACAAAGCCCCGCACAGUUGGUUACGCUUUCCACGACAGCCCCCUGGGGAUGCUCGCCUGGAUGGCCGACAAGGUCCUUAUAUGGUCCGACCCCAAGGCCAAGGCCUGGACGCCGGACGAGCUCAUCACCUGGACUCUUUUGCAUUACUUCCCAGGCCCAACGACCGGCAUGGUCACGUACCGGGAGAACGACUUCGCGUGGGUCCUCGAGCUCCUGUCCUCGGAGGAGCCCGGCUGCAAGGUGCCGCUCGGGCUCAGCCAGUUCCCCGAGGAGAUGGUCUUCUCGCCGCGGCGCGUGCUCGAGGCCGACUACAAGAAUCUGGCAUGGAUGCGGGAGCACGACGCGGGCGGGCACUUUGCGGCGAGCGAGAAGCCCGAGGAGCUGGCGACCGACAUGAUCGACUUCUUUGGAUCCUACCGGAAGUAGGUAGGUAGGUGGUAGGUAGGUAGGUAGCACGGUGGUGCGGGCUUGAUGGAUCCAGCUGGCGGGACGCUAAGUGGGGGGAAGUUGCUGCACGCCACCACCGAGUUAUGCAUACUAUAGAAGCUGCCCAACAAGCCAUUAUCGCUUAUGCCAGACGCGCCGUAGUUGCCCGUCCAUGGCGGGAAUGGUUCCGUUCUCCUCGCGUGGGAAACCAAACUAUCCGACAAUUCCAUUUCCCAUAACCGCCCC